GCUUGAUAAUCGACCUAACUUGUUAUUCUACUUAUGUAUGAAAUAAAAAAAUCAAUUCACGAUUGCUACAAAUAAACCCACGUGACCAAACCAGCUCAUAAAUCAUCAUCCGAAUUACCAACACAUAUCCUUCUUUGCCUUUCAAUCCGCUGAUCCAAUACCGAACAGAGCCAUACUAUCAUACCUAACUUACUGCCUGCUUGAAGCCACUGAAGAAGGCACGCUAGGUAUACCGGAGUAUCAGAGGGAGCAAGUCGCCAUGUCCACCCCGAGCCCUUCCUACCUAAUAUCAAAAGUCGCCGAUCCCAUCUUUGCGCUGUCCAUCGGCACUUUUGCCGCUCUCGUCCGUAUCCGGCGCGAGGAAGUAGAAAAGCUGUUGAACUCGGCAGCUUUUAAUGGUGACCAUUCUGCUGCUGCGAAGCAGAUCGGAUUUGGGCAUGUUCUUGGUCUUGGUGCAAGGAGGGUACGGAGAUGGUGGGCGGGUGACUUUUCGGGGUUGUAAUUAAAUUCUAGAAGAGUUGAUGAAAUCGGUCGUUGAUUAUUAAAGAUUCUUUACAUGCGCAGAGAUAUACAAAUAGUCAAAACCGUG
Monascus purpureus is the source of this 589-nucleotide messenger RNA. Lineage: Eukaryota; Fungi; Ascomycota; Eurotiomycetes; Eurotiales; Aspergillaceae. The record is from the annotation of a GenBank genome assembly.